CUGGGCUAGCAGGAUCCCGGGUUGUCCGUACCCGGGCUGGAGGCGAGGGAGCUGAUUCCAGCUACGAGAGGGGUUAAGGGUUGCAUUGAAGAGGCUCGGGUUACCUUUCCUGCCUCUUGUCGGCGUCUGGAACUGAGUAUAUGCUGGAAGAAAGGUGAAAAUGAGUUCUUCAGUAAGAAGAAAAGGCAAGCCAGGCAAAGGAGGUGGGAAAGGGUCGUCUAGAGGAGCCAGAGGAGGCAGGAGUCACACCAAUAAAUCACACGGGGGCGGCGGUGGCGGUGGUGGUGGCAGCGCUGGCAAUCGGAAGGCCUCGAGUAGAAUUUGGGAUGAUGGCGAUGACUUUUGUAUCUUCAGUGAAUCAAGGCGCUCAUCCAGACCUAGCAACAGUAGCGUAAGAAAAGGAGAGGCACGCCCCAGAUGGAAGCCCGAAGCCAAAGUGCCCCUUCAGACCCUGCACAUGACUUCUGAGAACCAGGAGAAAGUGAAAGCUCUUCUCCGGGACCUGCAGGAGCAAGACGCAGACGCUGGAUCUGAAAGAGGCAUUUCCGGGGAGGAGGAAGAUGAUGAGCCUGAGUGUGAUGAUGAACAGUACUGGUCUGCUGGACGAGAAGCUUCCCUUGUUCCUGACUGUGACCCUUUGGAAUAUGCUGGCUCAGGCCCAGUGGAGCCUCAGAGUCCAGAGUUUACCGUCUCAACAUUUGCAGUGCAGAAGCUUUCCAGGUACGGCUUCGACACCGAGCGCUGUCAGGCAGCCCUGAGGCUCUGUGAUGGAGAUGUCGGGGCAUCACUAGAACAUCUGCUCACACAGUGUUUUUCAGAGACAUUUGGGGAGAAGAUGAAGAGCUCGGAGGCAGUUGCCCAUGUCAGCUUGGAUGAGUGUGUGGAACAGCGUCAGGAAGAGGCAUUUGCUCUCAAGUCCAUCUGUGGAGAGAAAUUUAUAGAAAGAAUUCAGAACCGAGUCUGGACCAUUGGAUUAGAACUGGAGUACUUGACGAGUAAAUUCUGCAAAUCCAAGCAAAGGGAAAGUACCAAAAAUACACAGGACGCUACACUUGAAGUCUGUAAAUUUUACCUCAAAGGAAAUUGUAAAUUUGGAUCAAGAUGCAAAUUCAAACAUGAAGUGCCCCCAAAUCAGAUUGUCGGAAGAGCGGAAAGAAUUGUAGAUGAUUCUCAUCUUAAUGCCCACGAAGAUGCCUCUUUUUUAUAUGAACUCGAAAUUCGAUUUUCUAAAGACCACAAAUACCCUUACCAAGCUCCUCUUGUGGCAUUUUAUUCCACCAAUGAGAAUCUACCUCUGGCUUGUCGUUUACAUAUUUCUGAGUUCCUUUAUGGCAAGGCCUUGACAUUGGCAGAAACUUCAGAACCUGUUGUGUAUUCUUUGAUAACCCUUUUAGAGGAAGAAUCAGAAAUAGUCAAUUUACUGACAAAUACCCAUCACAAGUACAGUGUCCCUCCUGUGAACUUUCUGCCAGUAUCCUCUGGGACCAGAAUAAAUAAUCCUGUCUGUCGUAAACCAGUGAUUCCAAAUAAUUCUUUUGCUUCAAAUCAAAUUCCUGAAGUUGAAAAAGAAUCAGAACCUGAGGAGGAAACAGAUGAGGAUGAAGGUCCUGCACCAGUUAUAGUGGAGAAUGAAAGCUAUGUGAACCUUAAGAAAAAGAUUUCCAAAAGAUAUGACUGGCAGGCAAAAUCAGUACAUGCUGAAAAUGCUAAAAUCUGCAAGCAGUUCCGAAUAAAACAGGCUUCCAGACAGUUCCAGUCAAUUCUGCAAGAAAGACAAUCACUCCCUGCUUGGGAAGAAAGAGAAACCAUUCUUAAAUUGUUGAGCGAGCACCAAGUGCUCGUUAUAAGUGGUAUGACGGGAUGUGGGAAAACUACACAGAUUCCUCAGUUUAUUCUGGAUGAUUCUCUGAAUGGACCGCCUGAGAAAGUGGCUAACAUCAUCUGUACCCAACCCCGACGAAUUUCAGCAAUAUCUGUUGCUGAACGUGUUGCUAAAGAAAGGACAGAAAGAGUGGGUUUGACUGUGGGGUACCAGAUCCGGCUAGAAAGUGUCAAGUCCUCAGCCACCAGGCUGUUAUACUGCACCACGGGCGUGCUGCUGAGAAGGCUGGAAGGAGACACAGCUCUCCAAGGAGUCACCCAUAUCAUCGUUGAUGAAGUUCAUGAGAGGACAGAAGAAAGUGACUUCUUGCUGCUAGUCUUGAAGGACAUUGUGUUGCAGAGACCAACUCUUCAAGUUAUUCUAAUGAGUGCAACUUUAAAUGCUGAGCUCUUUUCAGAAUAUUUCAAUUCCUGCCCAGUUAUUACUAUACCAGGUCGUACAUUUCCUGUUGAUCAGUUUUUUCUGGAAGAUGCAAUUGCUGUGACAAGGUACGUGUUACAGGACGGGAGCCCGUAUAUGCGCUCCGCGAAGCAGAUGACAAAGGAGAAGCUGAGAGCAAGGCGCAGCAGAACUGCAUUUGAAGAAGUAGAGGAAGACCUGAGGCUCUCUCUCCACCUCCAGCCCCAGGAUUCUGUCAAAGAUGCAGUGCCAGACCAGCAGUUAGAUUUCAAGCAGCUCCUGGCCCGCUAUAAAGGGGUUAGCAAAUCAGUCAUCAAAACAAUGUCCAUCAUGGAUUUCGAAAAGGUUAAUCUUGAAUUAAUAGAGGCCUUGUUAGAGUGGAUUGUAGAUGGAAAGCACUCCUACCCUCCAGGUGCUAUACUUGUAUUUUUACCGGGACUAGCAGAAAUAAAAAUGCUGUAUGAACAGCUACAGUCUAAUUCUCUCUUCAACAACAGACGCAGUCAUCGAUGUGUGGUGCACCCACUUCAUUCAUCUUUAUCCAGUGAAGAGCAGCAAGCGGUGUUCGUAAAACCCCCUGCGGGUGUAACCAAGAUCAUCAUUUCCACCAACAUUGCAGAGACAUCCAUAACCAUCGACGAUGUUGUCUAUGUCAUCGAUUCCGGGAAAAUGAAAGAGAAGAGAUAUGAUGCCAGCAAAGGGAUGGAGAGCCUAGAAGAUACUUUCGUCUCUCAAGCCAAUGCUCUACAGAGGAAAGGUCGAGCAGGCCGUGUUGCCUCUGGGGUCUGCUUCCACUUAUUCACCAGCCAUCACUUCAACCACCAGCUGUUAAAGCAACAGCUUCCAGAGAUUCAAAGAGUGCCGUUGGAGCAGCUAUGUCUGAGAAUUAAAAUUUUAGAGAUGUUUAGCACUCACAAUCUCCAGUCUGUGUUCUCUCGGCUCAUUGAGCCGCCGCACACUGACUCUCUCCGCGCCUCAAAAAUACGAUUACGAGACUUAGGAGCAUUAACUCCAGAUGAAAAGCUGACUCCCCUAGGGUAUCACUUGGCCUCUCUGCCCGUGGAUGUGAGAAUCGGCAAACUGAUGCUGUUUGGGUCUAUCUUCCGCUGUCUGGAUCCUGCCCUCACCAUUGCUGCCAGUUUGGCUUUUAAGUCUCCUUUUGUGUCUCCCUGGGAUAAAAAGGAGGAAGCUAACCAGAAAAAGCUAGAAUUUGCAUAUGCAAACAGUGACUAUCUGGCUCUUCUACGAGCAUAUAAGGGAUGGCAGCUAAGUACAAAAGAAGGAAUGCGUGCAAGUUACAAUUACUGCAGACAGAACUUCUUGUCUGGAAGAGUUCUUCAGGAAAUGGCCAGCCUCAAACGACAAUUCACUGAACUGUUAUCAGAUAUAGGCUUUGUAAAGGAGGGACUCAGAGCAAGGGAAAUUGAGAAAAGAGCCCAAGGAGGAGAUGGGAUCUUGGACGCCACAGGAGAAGAGGCAAACUCAAAUGCUGAGAACCCAAAGCUGAUAUCAGCAAUGCUGUGUGCUGCUCUUUAUCCAAAUGUAGUGCAGGUGAAAAGCCCAGAAGGGAAAUUUCAGAAGACCAGUACCGGAGCUGUCAGAAUGCAGCCCAAAUCAGAGGAGUUGAAGUUUGUCACCAAGAACGAUGGCUAUGUGCACAUCCACCCUUCUUCGGUGAACUAUCAGGUCAGACACUUUGACAGCCCCUACCUGGUGUACCACGAAAAGAUCAAAACUAGUCGGGUUUUCAUUCGAGACUGCAGUGUGGUGUCCGUGUACCCACUGGUCCUGUUCGGCGGAGGCCAAGUGAGCGUGCAGCUUCAGAGAGGGGAGUUUAUUGUGUCCUUGGAUGACGGUUGGAUCCGAUUUGCGGCUGCUUCGCAUCAGGUGGCCGAAUUAGUAAAGGAACUCCGUUGUGAACUUGACCAGCUCCUCCAGGAUAAGAUAAAAAACCCAAGCAUAGAUCUAUGUACAUGUCCUCGAGGAUCCCGGAUCAUCAGCAUGAUUGUGAAACUUGUCACCACACAAUAAAGUCCAGUCUCAGGAGAGUGCUUGCUCUUCCCCUGCUUCUCGCUCACCUGGGCAAUAACAGCAGCGCCUCUCCCUGCAGGCAGGCUCCGCUCUCUGGGCUGCCCCGGAGAAGGAGCCCAGGGCAGGCACCGCGCAGGCCCUGAGGCACCGCACACCUUUAGGGAAGGUUCCCAGACGGAGUAUUUCUGACAGAACAAGGACACUCCCAGCACAAUUUGGAGUGUCCGUGUGAGGCAGUCUAAAAAACCGGCUUGCCUGUCUUUUUCUCUGUGACUAUCCCGAAAUGAAUGAAAUUCACCUCAUCAUACAAAAGUGAAUGUUGAAUCUCGAUUCGGUUUUAAUCUAUGUAUUUUUUUUCUAUUUACAUGAGGAGAAGUACUGAAUUUUUUUCUAUUGUAAAAGCUCAUCUGAAAGAAGUUAGAAUAGAGAAGGACAAAAAAUCAUGUAAGCAAGAAAAAUUAAGAUUUCAUUUUAGGCUAUUAGCUACGAAGUAAACUUAAACUUGAUAUGUGAGGGAUUUUUAUUUUACUCAUUAAAGGUCAGCCUAAAAGUCCUGAAGAGCUCUUAUUUGUUGUUAAAAUGCAAGCUGGUUUUAUCCUUACCAUUCUUCUUCUUAGAAGCAGAAGAGUCUAGGUGUCUUUGUUCUGUUUUUGGAUUUCCAUUUAGGAAUCUCUGCUCUUUCUUAGGAACACCCAGAUCUAAUGGCCACAUUGCACAUUACCCAGCAAGGAAUUUUGACGGUCUUCUCAGAGCAGACUUGGCACAGCCGAGGUAAAAAAGAUUGUCAUGCUAGUGUCAGAUUUUCAGCCAUAAAAGUGUCUUCCAGGAGGCUGCUUAUUUUCAACCACCCCUUAGGUGAAUGGGGAGCUAACAUUUUGAAAAACUAUCAGUACAUUGACAUUUUCUCUAGGCAUUUAUCCAUGUGGCCAAGAAGCAUCACAGAGAGCUGAGUAGAAAAAAUAUUCUUACGUGUGUGUGGCACUUGGGUAGUCACUGCAGGUUUCAUACCAUAGAUGGAAUUCAGACUAAUCAGCAGAACCACCACAGUGAAGGGAGUUCACUUUUCACAGUAUUAUUUCAGUUAAAUUUUCAGGAAACCUUCUAGGCUGUCCAAAAAGGUCAUUGCCCAGCGUGUUUAAGCCUUGGCGCACUCGAAGAGCUUAGACUCUAAGUAUUGAUUAAAAGACAUUAAUCACGUCAUCACUUUAAAUUUAAAAA
Messenger RNA from Mustela erminea (ermine), 5530 nucleotides. It is a transcript of the gene DHX57, whose product is annotated as DExH-box helicase 57. Lineage: Eukaryota; Metazoa; Chordata; Mammalia; Carnivora; Mustelidae. The transcript has 24 exons. The record is from RefSeq and is a predicted model, not a curated record. Gene Ontology annotation, cellular component: intracellular anatomical structure. Gene Ontology annotation, molecular function: ATP binding; RNA binding; metal ion binding. Bases 161 to 4312 code for a protein of 1383 amino acids.